Messenger RNA from Melanotaenia boesemani (Boeseman's rainbowfish), 1704 nucleotides. RefSeq names its product calcium-binding and coiled-coil domain-containing protein 2-like. NCBI's taxonomy places the organism in Eukaryota, Metazoa, Chordata, Actinopteri, Atheriniformes, Melanotaeniidae. Gene Ontology annotation, biological process: telomere localization; chromosome localization to nuclear envelope involved in homologous chromosome segregation; spindle assembly. The transcript is spliced from 12 exons. The record is from RefSeq and is a predicted model, not a curated record. Bases 361 to 1365 code for a protein of 334 amino acids. Gene Ontology annotation, cellular component: meiotic spindle pole; nuclear outer membrane; chromosome, telomeric region. Gene Ontology annotation, molecular function: dynein complex binding.
UCCAUCUCUACUUGACAAAUGUCGCCUAAAUACUCGAACAACCUUCUUGGCAAACUUUCAACUGAAAAUGUUAUGAAACUGAACCAACUAACUGAAAAUAAUUCCAGGAUAUAUUUGAGAAAUCUGUACAAAAACAGCCAGCCAGCAUUUGUUACCGAAACCGAGUAGACCAGCCAGUGCUGCCAGGUACUCUGUAAGAUGUCUAGCUAAGUCUUCAACUUAGCUGUAUUUAACAUUUCUUGCUGUUAUUUAAAGUUAGAAAAAUGGAACAGAAAUCGUAAAAGAGGCACUUUUGUGCUUUAUGUGUAAUUCUUUGGUGAACAUGUGAUCUGGAGCACAAGGAAGGAAAAAGCCAACAGCAUGGAUGCCACAGUCGACAAUAUAUCACCGAAGGAGAUGCUUGAGAAAAUAGCUGAGCUGGAUUACAGUCAGUGUCAGCUGAGGGACCUGAAUGCUGAGAUGAGGCACUGGCUAGAUAUUGCAGAUGAUGACAUAGCGACACUGCGGUCGGAGAACACCACCCUCCAAAAACAAGUGAAAGCCCUGGAGAAGAUCCUCAGUGAUGCACAACAAAAUGAAGCAGAGGCUUGCAGGCCCUUCAUGGCUGAUGACCUCGAUGCAAAUAAAUGCAGUCAACAAAAGAUUCAUGAAUCAGAAAAGGAAUCCAUCAUGAUGAAGGAGCUAAAUAAAAAGCUAACAGCAGAGCUUAAAAACUUAGAGCAAGAGAGAGACCAGGAUAAGAUCACUUUGAGCAAGCUCAAGACUGCCCUUCAGACCCUCAAGAUGGAAAUGGAGGAGGUUCAGCUAGCGCUGCGGCAUAGUGACGAGGUUAUUGAUCAGAAAAACCAGCAGUUAAAGCAUUUGGAGGAAACUGUGGAGGAGUUUUCUGACGUCAUAAAGGAUCUCAGACUGACCAAGCAAGAGCUGAUGAAUCAGCUGGAAGACAGACAAGACGAGGCCUCGUUUGCUUUUCAGACUGAGCUAAUGACAGAAAAGGAGAGACUGAUCAGUCCUCGCCUGUCCUUAGCAGAGGAAAUACAGCUGGUGGCUUUAUCAUCCGAAGUGAAAACCAGCAUGACAGAUGUUAAACAUGAGGAGAGUCAAACUGAGGAGCUACUGGAACAUCACAGUCUCACAGUUGACAUGAAAACCAAAAGGGGCAGAUCUGCAGGUACCUUGAAGACGGCUGUUCAGAGAGCAGGACUCUUUGUGUUGUGCAUCUUCAGUCUCUUUGUUUUGGCCUAUGUGGCUGUAGGAUGCUGUGCAGGAAACUUUGACUUAUUUUCCAACAUCUUGUGGAGCAGUGCACGUCUCAUGUUACAGCCCUGUUUUAGUGUCCACUACAGGGCUUUACCUCCCUUUUGAUUUGUUAUAAACAUUUGAAUUCAGUUCGUUCAGCCUCAUCUUGUUUCUUUAUAAUUAGUUAUUAAGUCAGUCCUUGUCAUAUAAAUAUAUGAAAUCUGUGACAAACAAGCAAAGUCAAAUUAACCAGUUUCAGAGUUAUGUCAUUUUGUUACAACACCUGUGCUGUUGCGACAUGUGACAAUUGGAGUUGUCAGUUUUAAACCACUUAAAAAAGGAACUAUAUCAUUAAAAGUGUUUGUAUAAAACAAUGUAAAUGUUUUAGGACAAAAUGUAGAUGUCAUUCAGAAACUAUUAACAUUGUCCAUUCAGAGAGUUGGGGGAAUAAACUGUUUUUCUUUU